UUGAAUGAAAUUUUAUAACUUUUUUAUAAUCUUUUAUCUGACAAUAAAGAGCAAUUAUGUGCAACGUUUACAUAAAAGAUUACACGGGGCGCCACCAGCAGCGUGGGAAAUGAUGUAAAGGCGCAUCGGAAGUUGAGUUUUGACGAAAACGAAGAUUGCUUCCCAAGGUGCCUGUUUUGUGGAAUUUGUGAAAGACUUGAACUGGCCAUUACUAAUAAUAACCGUGACUGGACUUUUAGAUGCUCGUUUCGUAGUUGGUACUGACAGUAAAGUGAACAGUCUGAAAAUGAACACCAAUGCACGAACCCUUGAUGAAUACAUAAUCUCUUGGAACGCAGAAGAACCCUUGAUUGGCCAUUUAACAGAGCAGCUGCAGAAAUAUUUAUCCACAUAUUGCCACUUCCAGAAAAUAAUCAACUUCUAGGACUCAAUUAUGUAAUUGAAUAUCAGCGUGAUGGAGGAAGAGAGCCAAUGUAUGAAUGCACAUUAUGUGACUUUACAGAAUACUUACACAUGUUUGUUUUGCACCUUGCUGGUUUCAAGCACAGAAUGAAUUAUAUGGCAAAAGAAUAUCCGGACAUGAUGAAAUGGGAUAGAACUGAACUAAAAGAAGAGGAGCUGUCUGAUAUCAUUAAAGAAAGAGCUGCUAUUAUUGAGAAAUUGGAAGGAAGGAGGUGCAUACAAGUUGUCAGAGGACAAGAUCCGCCCAACAUUCUUCGUGUGGUUAGAAGAGUUCAACUUCCAAGCAACAGUUGGCGGCAAGAAUGGGAAAGAAAUCCAUCUCGGAUGGAACAAGAAUUGAUAGAAGGUAUAAGGAACCAAAGAGAGCUGUCUAUGAGAAAAGAGAUGAUGCUUUCAACUCCGAGAGAUCAUGGGCAGUAUGAAGCAGAUUUCAGAACCUCGGAUAAGUUUUUUGAUUGGAGGAGAGAUGAUAAAGACUUUUAUGGAGAAAAUGUUGAAGCUGCUGAUAGGUUUACAGAUAACAGAAUGCAAUACAGAGAAAAUACUUCAAGUGGAUAUACCGACUUGCAUAGAGACAACAAAGAAGAAUAUGUAGAACCAGCACGAAGUUAUAAUCAAUAUUCUGACCAGCAAAUAGAUGAGCGAAGAGGACUCUAUGGCGAUCAUAAGCAAGAAUCGCCUAUGUAUACAGACUGGAAUAAAAUUUACCAACAGGAAUCUGGAAAUGAUUUCAGGGGUUCGGACAGAUACUCAAAUACAAGAAAAGAUGAGCACCUUCGAUAUUUAGAAGAUGGUAGAGGCACAGACUACAGGAGAGAUGAUCGAAAAUAUGAAAAUGAAUAUAUUGCAAGAGAACAAAUUAGGAAACCAGACUACUGGAUGGAGCAGAAGGAUGAUUUUUCCCAAUCACCAAAUUUUUCAGAUGUGGGUGAUCUUGAUCUUAAGAGAAAGAAAUUGUAUGACUAUUUGCAAAAUUUUAAGAUAAGAACUGAAGAUGAUGCCAGUUUUGUUCUGAAGGUCACAAACACUUUCAAGGCUGCCUUAAUCAGUUACUAUCAAAGAAAAGAAACUGACCCACCCACAAGGGCAACAUUGGAUCAGAGAACCACAAGAUCCAUCGGUACACCAGAUGGCUAUUCCAGAUAUAAUCCUGAUGUGUCAGCUUCAGCGGUACGAGACUCAGAAAGCUACAGAGGUGUUUAUGACUGGAAGCAGGAUACUUUGGCAACAAACAUGAGACAAUCUCAUGAUUCCACUUUGUACUUAUUAUCUGCCACUCCUCCCAGAAAUUCUGCGUUGCAUUCUUCCUUAAGCAGGGGCUAUUCGCCAGAUUAUAAAUCCAACACACAGGAUAUAAACUGGGGAAGAAAUGCAAACAAUACCUAUUAUGGUCGCUGAAAAGAUAGGAAGGAAUCUGGAAUAUUUUCCUGCUUGCUUUGGAUUUUCCCGCCGAGCAUCAGCUACAUUCAUUUUUGACCUUCCUUGAUGGUAUCGGUUUUAAUGUUUUCACAUGCAAAGUUGAACUGGCAGCUGUUCACCCUUAAGAAAUUUUAACUCUUGAAAUAAAAGAAGAUUUUUUUCAUGUUGAGACAGUGUAUUUGUAGGUUGAAAAUUAUUUAAUUUCGUUUUAAUUGUUUUACAGUUUUACACAAACAUGCAAAUGAAUUACUAAAGUACAAUAGAUCUGCAUCAUGAUGCAUGUAAAAUAUCCCUGAUUAUCUUUUUGGCCCAGGAUGGUGGUUACUUCCACAAUCUAAACGUUGCUGAAACAUUUUUUAAAUUCAACAGUCAGUUCAGUCAUGUAAAUUACUGUGUACAGAACAAGGAAUGUGAUUUUGCUCGUAAAAGUAUUUGAAAGUGUAGUUGAUGUUGAGCAAUAAUUUGAUGUUUGAGCUGUAAAUCUAGAAAAUGAUCUAUGUUCUGCAGUUUCUUGAAUAGUUCAGAUUUGCUUUAUUGUUUCUUGUUUUUUUCUGAUUGUACAAGAAGCUAAAUAAUGGAAAACUCAACAUUGUACAAUAUAUUCUCUUUUUCAGUCAUUGUCUGAGACUAAAUAAAAGCUCUUCAUAAUUUAAAUCCUUU
Molecule: messenger RNA, 2541 nt
Organism: Mobula hypostoma (lesser devil ray)
Lineage: Eukaryota; Metazoa; Chordata; Chondrichthyes; Myliobatiformes; Myliobatidae
Exons: 13
Coding region: 472-1860 (462 amino acids)
Source: RefSeq, a predicted model, not a curated record